Molecule: messenger RNA, 5592 nt
Organism: Pomacea canaliculata
Lineage: Eukaryota; Metazoa; Mollusca; Gastropoda; Architaenioglossa; Ampullariidae
Product: MAU2 chromatid cohesion factor homolog
Exons: 18
Coding region: 30-1817 (595 amino acids)
Biological process (GO): mitotic sister chromatid cohesion; maintenance of mitotic sister chromatid cohesion
Cellular component (GO): chromatin; SMC loading complex
Molecular function (GO): protein binding; double-stranded DNA binding
Source: RefSeq, a predicted model, not a curated record
UCGCAAAUGUACGAGUGCUAAGGAACAAAAUGGCGUCCUCCCAAUACCAAGAGCAUCCUUGGUACACAUCGUUGCUUGGACUUGCAGAGAACUUCAGGACUUCAAAUCCUCCAAACAUUCGUCUUUGCAUACACUGUCUUCAGUCAAUUUUUACUUUUAAUCCUGCCCCCCAUAUCGAAGCGAGGACACAUCUCCAACUUGGGAGUAUUUUGAUGACCCAUACCAAAAACACUGAUCUUGCAAGAACCCAUCUGGAGAAGGCGUGGUCAAUUUCAUCAACUAUUUCUAAUGCUGAUGAAGUUCGAUAUGAAUCAGCAAGCAUUUUGUCACAACUAUAUGAGAAACAGAUGCAGUCACAGUUGGCAAAACCUAUUUUACGCCAUGCUAUUGAAAUGUCACAGCGUGCACCUUACUGGCAUUGUCGGCUUCUUUUCCAGCUGGCACAAAUUCAUGCCCUUGAGAAGGACAUGGUAUCGGCCAUGAGUCUUUUGUCAGUAGGGGCAGACUAUGCAGCGGCUGCACGCUCAGAAUAUACGCGGCUUCUCUUUCUGCUUAGCAAAGGCAUGUUGGCCCUUAUUGAGCGUAAUAUUGAGAUGGUGUCAGAGUGCAUGGGGCAGGCUGGCAACCUGAUAGACCAUUUCACUGGAUCCCCUGCCCACAAGGAAUCUCUCAAGGUCUUCUUUCUAGUGUUGCAAGUCUGCCACUACCUUAUGGCAGGCCAGGUGAAGAGUGUCAAGCCAGUUCUGAAGCAGCUGCAACAGAGUAUUCAGACCAUCACUCAGAUCCACACUGAAGAUGAGCCACCUAUGUCAAGUAACCCUGUGGACCAGUUUCACUGGCUUCCUAAAGAACAUAUGUGUGUCCUUGUGUAUCUAGUGACUGUGAUGCAUUCCAUGCAGGCUGGGUACAUGGACAAAGCACAAAAGUACACAGACAAGGCACUGAUGCAGAUUGAGAAACUAAAGAUGCUAGACACACAUCCACUGCUGUUAACAUUCCAGUUAAUGCUGCUGGAACACAUUAUCAUGUGUCGUCUCAUCAUGGGACACAAAUCUAUUGCCAUUCAAGAAAUUUUUCAGGCCUGUCAUGUGUGUCAACAGCAACCCAGGCUCUUCUCCAUGCAUAGUGCUCAGAUUCAUACACUUAUAGGUUUGUAUGCGAUGUCCAUGAACUGCAUGGAGGCAGCAGAAGCUCAGUUUAAAACAGCUUUGGAGCAUAGUUCAGGUGAAGGUGAGCUUGCAGGGUUCAUAAACCUCAACCUGGCCAUUGUGUACUUGCGAAUGAACAGGCAGUCAGACUUACACAGGCUGGCAGAGGUCAUUGAUCCAGAUACACUCCAUUCCCAUUCCCACAGUAUGAAGGCAGCAGCCUUUUUUGUCAAGGGAUUGCAGUCUUUCUUCGAGGCAAAUUAUGUAGAUGCAAAACGGUUUCUUCGGGAGACAUUAAAGAUGGCAAAUGCAGAGGAUGUGAACAGGCUGACAUCUUGCUCGUUGGUUCUGCUUGGUCAUAUCUUCCUCUCUCUAGGCAACAAUCAGGAAGCCAUGAACCUGGUGACCCCUGCCAUGCAGCUGGCAGGUAAAAUCCCUGAUGUCCAUGUGCAGCUGUGGGCUUCUUCCCUCCUUAAAGAUUUGUAUCGCCUGAUUGGUGACUCGGUCAAUGAAGCAGAGGGAUAUCGAAUGCACACUUCUUUCUCUCAGUCUCUUCUUCGUGAUCACUUUCAGUCGUCACAGCUAUCAGAGCAUGGGCUAAUUCAGUGGACGACUGGACCAUGCCCAUUUCAUCUUAAUACUUCAGUAACUGGGAGCAGUGUCUUGUGAUCUGUUGGAGUGCAGGUUGAUGGAGACUUAACUUUUCAGACACACAUCUCUCCAAGGGCAGCAAGUACUGUUAAUGCCAUGCAGACGUGAAGGCAGCAUUUCACCCCCCAAACCCCAACCUACCCAGCAUACCCCUCCAGGCCCCUCUUGUACUGGUGAUGUGGACUAGUUCUUGCACUCAGCUGGUGUCGCUUGAUGGCCAUGGGCUGUCACCUGAUCCAUGCAAGACCAGUGUGGACAUGAGGAGGACUAUUAACGCAUGUGAUGCCCUUUUGGACUGGUCAAGUCUGGAUGGUAUUGCAUAUUUGUAACACCACUCAUUGAUGAUCUGCAGUGACUGUGCACAUUCAUGGAUUACUUGACCACAGGUGGACUUUGAACUUUUUAUAAUACCCCUGCUGGUGGGUCAGCUGUGGAUGUUGUAUUCAUAAGAUACCCAUCAUUCACUGAACAUUCUACGUCAUCUUUUAUUUUUAGAAGCAGCUGAAUGUACAUUUGCCACAGGUCUGGGCAAAGGAGGUUGCAGCAGCUGUGAUAACAUUGCUGUUGACUGAUGAGUACAGCAUACAGCAGAAACUUCUGUAAUAAGGCUGGCCGUUCUAGGCCAUCUUGGUUGCUCUGAUGCAUACUCAGCAGCUGGUAGAGAUUUAUGUGUUAACUAUCUAUAAUUGUGAGAGGCAAGAUGUGAUUGAUGGAUGAUCAAUUUAAAAGUGACCCAUCCAUAACUGGUCACCAAAAUAAAAAGUAACCUGAUCACAUUAGAGUAUGAGAACAAGUUAUUUAAUAGCUCGCUGUUCUGGUUAUAUGAUGUAAAAAAUAACGUUGGUGUCCAUGUAGUGAUGGAUGAUAUUGGUGUCACAUAGUCUAAUAACAGUGUUACUCAUCAAAUAGAUGUCGGGCUGUUGAGUGAAUUAGUGAGAACUAGUUUAGGCCUGAAAUUUAAAGUCAGAUUAAACAUGAAUUAUAAGAAGUUACCAAAGGCUGAUAGACCAAAUCAGUGCAUUUAAUCUUACAAUAAGCAAAAUUUAGAAUUCCAAUGUUACAAGGGCUUGCUUGUGUGUCAGUCCAACAUGUAAUAAAUGUAAUGUACAAAAAAAGUAAACAAAAAAAAAAGAUUUCAACAAGUUUUGCAGAUGAGCACUGAGAAUGAUCUGCAGACAUGUUAGAAUAGCGCUAAAACAUGCAUUCUUUUGAUUUUUCUCAGAUUAUGAUCAUCCUACCACUAGACAUGAAAUUUCCAUGACAUUAAAUUCUACUGCUAGCAGUGACAUUUCAGCUAGUCUGAACACCACUUGCCCAGAUGCAUUAUGUUCAUUAUAACUGUAGAACUUUAUACUAGUUCAAACAGUGUGAUUUAGUGUGUGUAUGGGUGAAUUGUCAGCUGCUAAAUGGACAUGAGACAUAUUCUGUGUGUAUGGAGGUAGAGAGCACAUGCUAAGUUUCCUGGCAGCUGGUGUAGUAAACGCAAGAACCUUGAUGAAUUCUGCAGACAUGUAGACAAAAUUUUUUUUCGAUUCUAUAAGGUUCUUCUGUUGUUUUAUCUUUUCUCGCUGUCUUUUUCUUCUGUUGGCUCUUGCUUGUUUUCUGAAGGGUGAACUAGUUAUAAAUAUUUUUUUGAGAAGUUAGUCUUAAGUAAAUCUUGAAUACAGGUGGUUGAUAACUGUCUUAGUGUGGUUGACAUUUAAAUGAGAUAUUUUGCACAUUGAAACAAAAACAGAUCUGCAGAAGGUUCGUAUGUUGUUGGUCUUUUCAUUAGCAUCAAUAUUUUUUAACAAUAAUAGAAUCUGGCAAAUGUUUUUACAUUAGCUUUUUUGAAAAGGUUUUUUGAUUGCAAACAUCUUGUCCUUUAGGUGCCUGCAGAAGAGAACUAAAGAUAAUGCUUCAAUUGCUGGGUGAUUUAGAAAAAAAGGACUUCUUACUGGAAAAUUCAGAGUACUGUUUAGUUGUUGAAUUUCACAGUGGUUACUCCCAACUGAUUCUUUGCUUUCAAACAAACAAAAAGAAACCAGUUUGGUUCAGUGGGUCACAAUAUUUUGUUGAUUACUUUGAUUAGCUCCUGUGUUUAUACAUUACUUCUUGUUGUUUCAAGUAAAAUCUCUUCUAUCCCCACUCCAGGCAUAUUUAUGUUGCAUUAGCAGUGGACAUUUUUUGUGAUUUUACUAAUAAAACUGAUGGACAUGUUUCUUGCACCCACUCUUUUGAUCACUGGGGCUGGCAUCAUGUCACGUUUGUUGCAAACCUUAAUGACAACUUAAAUUGUUUGUAACAAAUAUAAUGGAUGGCAUCAUCUGUCAUAUUUGUUACACAAAAUAACUUUGUGACAACUGGUUAGCAGGAUCUGAAUGUUUUGAUCUAUAUUCAGCAUUUUCACUGUGCAUAUGCACUUUACACAGAAACGAGAAACAAGAUGGACCAAGGUUAGGAUUCAGUCAGCGAUUAGGGUUAAAUGUUGUGAUGCUGUCAGACAGCCACACAAAAGUGUCACAAAAUGGCCCAUAACCAUUAUUUCAGUUUACUUUCAGUAACGUACUAGUUACGAUACUUUGCUCACGUUAUCAACGCUCAUCUAAUGUUGAUGUUUAUGGUGAAAGGUUUCCAUCAAAUCCAGUAGUUUUCUAUCUACACUGCCAGUUAUGAGACUGGCUGCUUGAAAACAAAACUACAGCCUUCAGACAAACUUCUAUCUGGCAUCACUCAUAGGACAGAAGUUUAAGAAUGUAUUUUGAAUGGGAAAGUUUCCCAGAGUCUCUCUUAUAGGCUCUGCAAUUCAAUAAUCAAAAAAGAUAAUUUCUCGGAUCAUAUUAUAUUUCAAAUGUGAUGAGAUGAUUUGGCAGUUCCAGAGCUUUAUUCUGUAUUUUCAGUUUUUGAUUCAUAUUUUUGCAGUCAAAAACCUAUACGUUUUCUGGCAAGAAUUUUAUAAUUGCCAGUUGUGUUCUGUUCAGAAAGCAAUGAAUUUUUCAGCAUUUUCUUGUCUUUAAAACAACUAAAUGAAGCUUCACAAGUAUUUUAGAGCCAGCUUCUUCUUACAAUUUGGUCAUUUUAUCUAUAUAUUAUGUUGUUCGAGAAGUAAGUCUUAAAACAUUAAGUUGAAAAGUAUAAUCUUUUGGGCACUGGGUCCUUUUUUCAUGAAAUCUAUGCAAGUGAUAUUUUGAAGAAGGUAAAACUUUAUUGUACUUUAUUUUGAAUUUGGAUGGUCUAGUUCAAAGAGAGUGCAAUAUUAAAAAGAUAAAGGUCAACAUAUACUAGUAAAGCAGUCUCUAAAUCAUACAAAGUGGCUGUGGUUUAACAGGGACUUUCUAUCAUUCAAUUAAGAAAAACAGUUACAAAAAAAUUCUGUGCACUAUGCUUUAAAGUUUGUCUCUCCAUCCCUACCUGCCCGCAACCUCCUUUGCGCAUACACACAUGAAAUAUGUCGAUGAAAUGACUUUUAUAAUUCCAGACCUUUGCUACCAAGUGCACAUAUCAAGCCCUAACCAUGAGAUGUAGAGUAUUUAUGCUGUAACUAGUUUCAAUUAUCCAGCCACUUUACUCAUACCUUAGUUGUUUAGAUGUGUGUAAAAUGGUUCAUAUACACAUUUUAAAGCUUUGUUUAAAGGAUCUGACUAGAAAUUGUGAAGCAAUAAUAAAGCCACACUUCCCAAUAAUUCAAAAACUAUAAAAUUAAAAAAAAGUGUCCACAAAAGUAACAUGGCAUAUCUUCUGUAUGUUCCUUUCGUCUUUUAUUAUAAUUAUACCUGAAAAUUGAUACUGUCUGGCAUUGAAAUGCAGAUCUAAA